Molecule: messenger RNA, 5652 nt
Organism: Ostrea edulis (European flat oyster)
Lineage: Eukaryota; Metazoa; Mollusca; Bivalvia; Ostreida; Ostreidae
Product: U1 small nuclear ribonucleoprotein A-like
Exons: 13
Coding region: 541-1722 (393 amino acids)
Molecular function (GO): mRNA binding
Source: RefSeq, a predicted model, not a curated record
AAUGCAAUGAGCGUACAUUUGAAUAACAAAAUAUUCACAUCGAAAGGGAAAACUGUUAGGUGCCAUGUUUUUAUACCAGGUGAAAAUUAGAGCCAUGAGGACCCAGUAGAAUUUGUGUGGACGUUUCUAACCGACGCUAUUUUAUCUCCCCCCGUUUCUUUCACGGUCUGGGCACCCCCUCUGUUUAGUGGCACGAUACAUUCACAGAUAACCAAGCGCACCGCUCCACGUGAGUUUAGACGUUGCACGAAUUUUGAUAUUCAACACGCAGGAACGUUUUAUUAUUAUUUUUCAUACGAAGGACAUCGAUAUGCAUUCCAACCGUACUGGUAUUGUUGUGUGUUGACGUGCGUGUCCUAAACAUCGAAGAUAAAUAUUUUCUCUAUUUAUUUAUUUAUAUAUUGCGGACUUAAACCUAUCGACUACUUGAUAAUACACCUGUGUGUGAAUCCAUCGGACAUCGAUACAGUGAGGUAAUCAUUUAUCGUCAGUUGCUGAAUCUGAAAAGUCUUAAUAAUAUUUUUUUUGUGUGGAAGUAAAAUGCGACAGACAGAUAUGGCAACAUCAAGUUUGAACACAGAAACGACCAUUGCCCUUAGUCAAUCUAUGGACUCUGUCAACACCAACCCAGAAGAAGAGGUCCGUACCCUGUUUGUCAGUGGGCUGCCGAUGGAUGCCAAGCCCAGGGAACUCUACCUCCUGUUUAGAGCUUACAAGGGAUAUGAAAAUGCUUUAUUAAAGGUGAUGGGAAAACCGGGCAAAAAUAAUAGUGGAUACGAGGGGUCUCUGUUAAAAGUCACAAAUAAAAAUGGCAAAAAUACUUCCCCAGUAGGAUUUGUGACAUUUAGUUCUAGGAGCGCAGCAGAGGCAGCAAAACAAGAUUUGCAGGGAGUUAGAUUUGAUCCUGAUCUACCACAGACUUUAAGGUUGGAGUUUGCAAAGAGCAACACUAAAGUCACAAAGCCUAAACAGCAAAGUCCACAGCCAGCUGCCACGCAUCCUACACUAAUCCACCCAAUCACAGGGCAGGAACUUAGUGCGGCCUUCUUCCCAGGAGCCACUGAGACCUGGGCACCACAUCCUCUGGCGGCGUAUCCAGAACUAGCGGCUCCCACUGCGGCUCUCCACCACCACGCGGCGCUCAUCCAGCACCCGGCUUUGGCUCAAGUCCCGGAAUGGACAUUUCACACCCUCCCUCAGGAAUGGAUUCCUCACCUUCAGAUUCACCAUCCCACGGUGGUAGGCCCCCCACAAGCUGUGUCUGCUGCCCUGCCUCACCCUCCUAUAGCGGCCACGCCCAUUUUAACUAGUCCUCUCAGCACUAGUGUCAGCACAGCAGGCACGCUGCAGGUACAGACCACCUCACAGAGCCCGGGGGUGUCUGCUGCGGCUCACACCAGCAACUCGCCGUGCUCCACACUGUUUGUGGCCAACCUCGGACAGUUUUCCUCCGAGCAGGAACUCAAAGACCUCUUCAACAGUUUCCAGGGUUUCAGCCGGCUAAGAAUGCAUAACAAAGGGGGAUCGCCAGUUGCUUUUGUAGAAUUUCAGGAUGUGAGACAGGCGUCAGAGGCCAUGGGACGGCUUCAGGGAUUUGUCCUUCUUUCCUCAGAUCGAGGCGGUAUUCGCAUCGAAUAUGCUAAAAAUAAAAUGGGCGAGGUGGGAAAGAAGGAGGAAACUCUAAGCCAGUCCCCAGGGGCCGCCACAACGAUUUUCUCAUGAAUAUUCAAAUGGUUGUGUUUCCAUAAGAAUGAUUCUUUUUCUCUUGUCUGCAUCUCUUGAGGUGACUCAUCUGUGAUUGUGACGAUGGAGGAAAUGAACAUUAAAUCGAGUUCUUUUUUCAUCCUAUGAUUCGUAUCAAACGUUUUUUCAUCUUAUUUAUAUUUGACGAAGGAUUUUCUUUUGGGUUUUUUUUCUUCCCGUUAUUAUAUGAGAUAUUAUAUACAUAAAAGUAUAUUAUAUGUUGCCCUCAUUGUAGAUAAUUCAUGUUACUUAAUGUUUAUAUUGUAGUUGAGAUUGAUAUUAUCUAAUAUGUAUGCAUAAAUUGAUGGAAUGAUUGUGAUUGGCUCAUGGAGUCAUCUGACAUCGAGGUCAUAUAUUGCGAUGUGAAUGAGAUAUUAUGCUAAUAAUACUUGUCUUGUUUGGAAACCAACACAAAAAACAAUAUUUCGAAGAUGAUUUGUUAUGAAAUUCAGAAAGGUCAUUUUUGAAAACCUCCGUGUCAGUAAUGGGCAUUCAUGUGGUAGAAUUUGUUUUUGAAGGCGUCAGUUGACCUUUGACCUCUGUCGAAAUUUUUACCCCUCUUGUGGGAGAAUGUCAGAUUGUGAUGUGUAAUUUUUUUUGCUGUGGUGAAGAGUUAUUUAUUAUAGCCAUUUACAUAUGUCUGUUUCCCAGGGAAUUCUAAAAAUUGGUUUUUUUUUCAUUCAUGUUUCCCCUUUUUUCUGUAAGAUGAAAUGAACAAACAAUUUAACCAUCUCAUCUUCUGAUCGCAGAAGUGGGUUGGGGUUUGAUUUGCGUAUAUAAUUAUCCUGUUGUACUGAAUUAUAAUAUGUGACAAGGAACAAGAAAUGAUAAUGAAUCAAGAUUUACUCAACUUUUUGCAUAUCCUCAGGAGUUAUUAUGCAAAUAGUAAGAUACAUUUUCGAUGAAACAAGUGAGUUUAAAAGUGGAAAUAGCUUCUAAAAAAGUGAUUUCAGUUUUGAUACAACAACAUGGAAGUAGAUAUAAGAUAUUUUCUAUGUAUGGAAAUUAUUGAAUUUAUAAGAAAUGAAUAUUGCAAAACUUUAACUCAGAUGAAGAGAACAACACGAGUCCGUGUCCGUCCAAAUGAAGACAUGCGUUGUGAUAAGGUUGUCUUUUUAUCGGCACAAGCACACAGAAAUUUCAACAAGCCUUUGUGUUAAUAUUUUAGUGCUUCAUAAUUGUUUUUCAUCCCUUUUACAACCUUUUUUUAUGUUCUCCCCUACUGAGUGUUAAACAUAUCUGAGGAAAAUUUUAAUCACAUAAGUACCACAUUCACUAAUUUUAAAUGGUUGUUAAUCGAAUUAUAAUGACUGUGUUCGAAUGUAUUGAUCUCAGAGGAUGUUGAGGCUACCUUUCAUGGACUUGUAGAAAGAAUGGUAUUAAGCACUUGGCCAUGUCUAUUUGUACGAGGGCAUAUCUGAAUUCUGUAUGCGUUUUGGCGGAAGCAUCGGAUGGUAUUCCACGAAGGCAAUAUUAUAUAUACUGCUAGUCUGCACUAACGCACUUGUUAAGAAGAAUAAACAAAAACAUCUGUUUGUGUUAAAACUUUUAUUGUUUACAAAGUUUAGUACUUGUACAAACUUAAUGAAAUCAUUUUGAAAACAGAAAUACAAACGUUUUACGUCACAGCCCCCUUGACAGGGAUAUUUAUUUUCCAUUAUCAUAUCUUGACCCUCUUAGUUUAAGGUUUCAUUCACCAACGAUAUUGUACAGAUUGAACAUUCCAUUCAAGCCGAUUUUUCCUAUACACCAUGACACUUCACUUCCAGAUAGAUGAUUUUUCCCUUAUUUUUUUCUCUUUCCCUCCUGUUUUUACUUCACCUGACUGUUACGUCAUAGAUUUAUUACGUCACUGUACACAAUUGAGGAUAUGUUUGAUUCAUAUCUUCCUGGCGAUAUGACGACACUUCUUUAGUUAACUUGAUGAUUGAAAAUAGAAUCUAUUGCUUAUUUCUAUGUUAGAUAUAUUGUAAUUUAUUGUAAUGUAGAUUACUUAUAAUUUGUAGGGUAGGUUAUGAAAUGAUGUACAUCUUUUGCAAAAGUCAACAAAUAUGCAAAUGUUUCUAUUAAUGUCGUUGAUUUGUAAUAGUGCUGUAGAGGACUUGAUGAAUGACGUUUGGGAGAUUAUAUAUGUGUUGAUUGGUUGUAUCGUUAAACGUGUUGACCGUUAGGAUCACUUGUUACAAAAUGAAUAUAUAUGCUUAUUAUUAAUUUUAUAUAAUGCUUAUAUAAGUUUUAAUUGUCUGUCUCAUAUGAAUGUGUUACAAGGAAAUCCAGUGAUUAAUCAUUGAGAAUUGUGAUUGACCAAUCAAAUGAAAUAGCCAAUUUGAUUGACCAAUCUGAUGGAAAGCUUAAAGACAUGACUAAUUUGAUUGACCAAUCAAAUUGAGCGUUACUAAUAUGGCUAAAUCUACUUUAUGCAUAAUGAUACCACAGUGGAUGAGGUUAUUUCUUUUGACACAGGGUAUUGAAAAGAGCUACAAAAUAUUCCGAAAAAAAGUAUCAACGAUCUAAUUGUGACAUAAUAUCAAAUUUUAAUUGAUUAAAUCUAUGGUCUAAUACUCAUCAUGCCUUUGUAAAACCAUCUGGUUUUGCAAGUCGCAUUUUCUGUUUACGAACAUUGCAAUACAUUAAGAGUAAAUUCGGAAGAUCGAAAUUGUGGUAAAAAAAAAUAGUACAUGAUCAAACAUGCAUGCCUUCGUAGUAUAUAUAUAUACUAUGCAGUAGUUGAGUUAUUUGUAUGGAUAACUAGAAAACACUCUGUAAGUUUCAAGAUGUGUCAAUGAAUUUAUGAGAAAACAGGGUAGCCAUUUUUGAUUUCAUUUUUGGACAAUCUUUAACAAAUGGUAACACUAUUUAGUGUCGGUGUAAGCAAUUGUUGAAUUCAUACCAUUUGUCCUUAAAAGUGUAUAGAUGUUGAAUCCAAGAUUGACUUUUGUAGAGUAUUUUAAAUCGACCCGUGUAUUGUGGAGUUCAUAGUCGUCUCUGUGAUAAAGCUAAAAAAUUACCGAGACUGUAGAAAUUAUUUAGAAAUCGUGUAUUUUCAAUCAAAGAUUAUUUUCUAAUCCAAUUAUUAUUCAACCCAUGGUGUGGAGAAUAACUUAAAUAGCACGAGGAUAGGUUUUUAAGAGUCUAAACUUUGUGUCGAAAUAUAUUUUGAAUCAAAUGUCCAUAGAGGGUUUCCAAAAAUGCUGUUUGAUUGCAAAACUACACUAUGUAAGUUGAAAUUAUGCAAGACAACUUCCCCAAAUUCUCAGCUUUUUGUAUUUUACAUCGUUACUGUGUAGCAAGAGGAUCAAGUUGUCGUCACUAGAUGUAGUCCGUUGUAUCAUUUUGUUAUACGUCAUCGGGUAGAGGGAUUUUUGUGUAAGAUUUUUUUUAUGUCUGCAGGACGUUAAAAAUAAUGAAGGAAAAAAAAUGUCGCAAUGUUUCAUUCUGACAUUUUUGGUGAUAAAUUAAGAGUUUUAAAACGUCGGAUGAAAUUUUUUGUUGUUUUACAAUUUUGGUCAAUCAUCCCGCAAUACAGUUCUGUUUCAGAAGGUUGGUAGAACAAAUACGACUUCUUUAUUUAAAUCACAAUAUGCUGUGCAAUGACUUUUUUUGCUCAAUACUGACCCUUAUUUAAUUUGAUAAAUGAAAUAUUGCAAUGUGGGGGUGAUGUACCAUUUUAUUGUAUCUUUAAUAGUUAUUUGGUAGAUAAACGACAGGGCAUUGUAAUGCCAUAUUUACAUCGAAAUAAUCUUGUUUUUCUCCUCUCCAUAAUGUUUUUGAUUUCCCACAUUGCAACUGACCGGAACUAAGUAUUGAUAGUGUUACGCCAUAGAUGUACAUCGUAGUUUUGGGUCACGUGACUCUGUUAUGUAAAUUAUAUCAUACAUGUCUUUUACAUGGAAUAAACGACCAAUGUCA